Molecule: messenger RNA, 474 nt
Organism: Galleria mellonella (greater wax moth)
Lineage: Eukaryota; Metazoa; Arthropoda; Insecta; Lepidoptera; Pyralidae
Exons: 2
Coding region: 1-474 (157 amino acids)
Source: RefSeq, a predicted model, not a curated record
AUGUCAUCGCAUAACGUCGCUUCUACUACAUCUCACGCCGAGCCGUCUCAUGUAGGCUUAGAUAGAGUCUGUGCAGAUGAAGGUGAUCAAGCUUGCAGCUUGCGAUCCGCGCAGUCGAAAUCUCGUGUUUCGUCUUUGAGCGUGAAGGCGCGGAUGGCUGCUGCUGAAGCUGUCCACAAGCGUCGCCAGUAUGAACGUGAGGCCGCACUCGCACGACAUCUUGCGGAAGUCGAAGAUGCUGAAUACCGUGCCGAGCUGGAGCAAAUUAAUGCUGAAGCGGACUCCAAAGGUAGCAGGCGAAGUAGGAGCACCUCUACUCGUAUGACCAGAACGGAACAAUGGAGAACGUUGCGCGUUUACAAAAUGCGCUUCGUGGACCCGCACGAGAAGCCGUCGCUUCGCUUCUCGUCUCUGCAGAGGAUCCUGAAGAGAUCAUGUGCGCACUCGAACGAAGUUUUGCGUCACCAGAAAUGA